AUGACGGGGGAAGAGUUGGCGGGUGCAGUCAGCAAAGUAACGACUGGAGAUGGCUCCGAAUUUGAUAUCGUCGAAACAUAUCACCGCUUACUAGCAGAGGAUGAGGACCUCACAAUGGCCGUCGCGGCCAUCGAGGCGCUGAUCGCGCUGCUCGGACACACCACGUCCUCGACAGUCAUGGAGACGCUCGACAUCGUCAAGGCGCAGGCCGACCGCCUCAAGCGCUCAUCCACAAACCCGAUCCCCCUGACAGCCGGCACCGAUCUGUUCCAGCAGUACCUACUCCGAUCUCUUAAGCAGUCGACCGGACCACGCAGCGGGAAGGAGCCUGCCACCGGCAGUGGCCUCGACAGUUUCGACGAGACGAGACAGCAUCUGCUGAGGAAUGGUAGGCUGUUCGCUGCACGAGCGAAGGCGGCCAGAGACGCCAUCGCCGUAAGGGGAAGCAGGUAUGUUGGUCUCGGCAGCGUCGUGCUCACCGCGGGCGGAUCACGCACGGUCAAGAAGCUUCUGCUGAAGGCAGCCGAGCGCCACAUUGAGACAAACGGAUCACCAGAUUUCAAGGUUAUCUAUGUCCUGGACGGCAGCCGAGACAGCGAGCCGGCGGUGAAGGAACUGCGGGAGCGCGGCGUGCCCGUGGCGCCUGUUGACCCGGCUGCUGUUGCGCAUGUUCUGCAGGCGGGCAGGGUUGACAUGGUCUUUGUCGGCGCCGAGGUCGUUGUGCAGAACGGCGGCGCCAUCUCUCGAAUGGGCACGUAUCAACUGGCGCAGCUCACCAAGGCCGUCAACAAGCCGCUCUAUGUAGUGGCCGAGACGCACAAGUUCGUGCGCCUGUACCCACUGGGCCAGAACGAUCUCGGCAGAUGCGGUAUCAAGCAAAAUAUUCUAGACUUCAGCACCUCGGCAGACAGUGGCGCGAAGGAGAAGCCCGCUGAGGUGUCUGAGUCGCAAAUUCCUGUCGACUAUACGCCGGCGGAUCUGAUUACUUCAAUUAUUACUGAACAUGGCGUUAAGAUGCCUAGCGCCGUAUAUGAGAUGCUGCUUGACAUAUAUACAUGA
Messenger RNA from Phaeoacremonium minimum UCRPA7, 1059 nucleotides. Its product is annotated as putative translation initiation factor eif-2b subunit alpha protein. Lineage: Eukaryota; Fungi; Ascomycota; Sordariomycetes; Togniniales; Togniniaceae. The record is from RefSeq and is a predicted model, not a curated record. Gene Ontology annotation, biological process: translational initiation. Bases 1 to 1059 code for a protein of 352 amino acids. Gene Ontology annotation, molecular function: guanyl-nucleotide exchange factor activity; translation initiation factor activity. Gene Ontology annotation, cellular component: eukaryotic translation initiation factor 2B complex. The transcript has 4 exons.